Messenger RNA from Mercurialis annua (annual mercury), 1652 nucleotides. Its product is annotated as F-box protein CPR1-like. Gene Ontology annotation, molecular function: protein binding. NCBI's taxonomy places the organism in Eukaryota, Viridiplantae, Streptophyta, Magnoliopsida, Malpighiales, Euphorbiaceae. The transcript is spliced from 3 exons. Bases 99 to 1391 code for a protein of 430 amino acids. The record is from RefSeq and is a predicted model, not a curated record.
CAUUUCCCAUCAGAAAAAUGUAACGCCUUUCAUAUUUUACAAAGGGAAAGCAAAAAAACAAAUUUUAUUUGACCGUACAGGUUAGGGUUUAGCGCUCAAUGGACUCCUACUAUAUAUACUCACUUCCGGGGUUUACUACGAAACCUACAGUAACAAUGUCCGACCAAAUUCUGCCUGAGACUGUGUCCAACAUUCUAAGCCGGUGCGACGUAGCAACAAUUGGUCGCUGCAAAUGCAUCUCCAAGCAAUGGCGUGACAUAAUCGAGAGUACCCAUUUCAUGAAACUACACUUAGACUAUGCCACCAACACCAGCUCCGCUGCCGUGUUCUUCAAGGAGCUGUUCGACGAAGCCCUCUUUCAAGCGUCCAUGAAACAUCUGGACUCGCGCUAUGUGCCAAUUACUUCUCAGGUUAUGCCAUUUGUCUUAAUUGGUUCUUGCAAUGGUUUACUUUUAUUGCACAAGAAACAAACUCAAGACUUUUGCAUUGUGAACCCUGCUACUGAUAAACAUGCCUAUCUUCCACAUUUACUUCCAACUUGUAAUGAUGAUGCUGCAAUAGGAUAUGGUUUUGGUUAUGACAGUGUUAAUGAUGACUAUAAGGUUAUUAGGAUUGCGCAAGAGUCUGGUCCUGGUAAAACGGGUUUCUUUAGAACUGAGAUAACUGUCACUUGUGUUAAGAAAAGAGCAAUCGAACUUGAUGAAAUGCCUUACUUUAUGAAGCCAUUGGCUAAUGGUUUGUUUCUUGCUGGGGCUUUGCAUUGGCUAAUGUGUAGAUAUGAUCACAAGAAUAUGCUGUUAAUUGUGGGUUAUGAUCUUGCCACGAAUGAAACCCGAGAGCUGCCACUCCCUGAUUUGAAGGGUGAACUUAAGGAUUUUAAGUUUGAGGACUGUGUAGUUGGUUUGGGUAUAUUGAGAACAUGGUUAUCCAUAUCUACUAACUAUGGAAAUGGUAUGACUGUUGGUUUUUGGGCUAUGAAAGAAUAUGGUGUUGAGGAGUCCUGGUCGAAGCUAUUUUCGUUUUCCCUUGCUCACAUGUCAUGUGCAUUGGUUAGGCCUUUGGGUUUAUCGAACAGUGAUAACUUAGUUGUACUUGAAUUGGAUAGGACGCGACUUAUCUUGUACGACAGAAUGGCAAAAGAUGUUACAGGUUUAGAGCACAAGGCUUUCGGAGAAGCUAUGGUUUGUUUCAGAAGCAUUGCUCCCCUUCCAUCUGCUGAAAAUGGACAAACUGAUGAAAACAAUCAAUCUUCUCAAGAUCAGAAUAGGUCAACAAGGAAGAAGAGGGAUGAUUUUCUGUGGAAAGGUUUCAAGCUUAUAUCAUGGUCAUGGAUGGUAAACAGGGUUUCCACUUGUGUGAUGAAGUUUUUUUGGUGGAACAGAAGAAAUUAGGACAACUUUUUUGUUUAGUGAAGGCCACAUAUAUAUUACUAUAUGUAUAUUGCUAAAAGGCUUACAUGAGAUUUCAGAAUAGUGAUGCUGUAGGAUAUGGUAAGAUUGAGCAAUCUGAACUUCUAGGUUUUUUACUGACCAACUUACUUAUUAGCUUAUGUUAAUCUUCCAUCAAAAAAAAAAAGCUUAUGUUAAUCAUUAGUCCUUAUUCUCUUAUGAUCCCGUAUAGACCGUCAUUUUAUAUGUUUUUGAUUGGUGAUC